GUGCAGAAAUGCGGAUUUCCGGAAAGGGUUCAUAAAAGGGCUCAAAGCGUCUGCGAGAAAGUCGUCAAAACACUCCAUUAUUUGACAGACUAGCCCUAAACCCUCCCGGACUGUACGGGAGCGCGCAUCACACUCUGGAGUGUGUCGACGGGUACGCGCUCACAUAAACAGCGGAUGGUCAGGGGCUACGAGCUAGCAGGCUAACGCCACGUGACAUUCCUGCCCAAUCAUGUGAUCGACCCACAUCCUGCAUACUGCCGUCGACAACUUUUCUCCCAAGCAAAUCCCCAAAACAAACGAACAUGGCGGAUUAUGAAGAACGGCAGAGCCUGCUGGGAGAUGACAACGACGGCGUGUCCGCGGCUCCAGGACCCGACAGACGGAUGUCGUCCAUCUCGAACCCCAGCCACUUUCUCCACCGAUUGGUGGUCCUGGUCUUCAUGUGCCUCCUUGGAUUCGGAAGCUACUUCUGUUAUGACAACCCGGCUGCUCUUCAAACCGAAGUCAUUCAGGACCUGCACCUGAACACGUCAAAGUUCAUGCAGCUGUAUGCCUGGUACUCUUGGCCCAAUGUGGUGCUCUGCUUCUUUGGGGGAUUUCUGCUUGACCGGGUUUUUGGCAUCCGGUUGGGGACCAUCAUCUUUUCACUUUUCGUCUGUUUCGGACAGGUAAUAUUUGCUACUGGAGCUUUAGUGAAUCGUUUCUGGCUGAUGGAAGUUGGACGCUUCAUAUUUGGUAUUGGAGGAGAGUCCUUGGCCGUGGCCCAGAACACCUAUGCGGUCAACUGGUUUAAAGGAAAGGAGCUCAAUCUGGUGUUUGGCCUUCAGCUGAGCAUGGCUCGCCUGGGCAGCACGGUGAACAUGAACAUCAUGGGCUGGGUGUACACCAAAGUCACAGACCUCGUGGGCUCUCCUGGACACACCGCGCUGGGCGUGUCGCUCAUGAUCGCUUCUGUAACCUGCCUGUUUUCUCUCAUGUGUGCCUUGGUGCUGGGAUUCCUUGACAAAAGAGCCGAGAAGAUCCUCCAGAAAGAAGGAAGAGGAGCCGGUGAGGUCAUCAAGUUGACGGACGUGAAAGACUUCCCCUUCCACCUGUGGCUCAUCUUCAUCAUUUGUGUCUGCUACUAUGUGGCCAUAUUCCCCUUCAUUGGACUGGGACAGGUGUUCUUCAUUGAGAAAUUCAACUUCUCCCCAGCUGAAGCCAGACUGGUCAACAGUAUUGUGUACAUCAUCUCCGCCCCUGCGUCGCCCCUUCUGGGCUUCAUGGUUGAUCGGACGGGGAGGAAUGUGCUUUGGGUCAUGGUCGCCGUGGUCUCCACGCUCGCUGCUCACAUGAUGCUGGCCUUCACCUUCUGGAACCCGUGGAUCGCCAUGUCCCUGCUAGGCAUCUCCUACUCCCUUCUGGCCUGUGCCCUUUGGCCGAUGGUGGCCUUUGUGGUACCGGAGCAUCAGCUGGGGACCGCCUAUGGCUUCAUGCAGUCGAUCCAGAACCUGGGCCUGGCGCUCGUUGCCAUGGCAGCAGGAUCCAUCCUCGACAACAGAGGAUACCUGGUUUUGGAAGUCUUCUUCUGCGUCUGCAUCUGCUUUUCACUGAUGGCGGUGGUGACGCUGUACUUUGUGGAUUACCUCCGAGGAGGAGAUUUAAACCUGUCAGGCGCAGCCAGAGCCAAACUCCAUAAAGAAGCCACUACAGACGCAGAGUGAUGAUGAUUGAGGGAAUGCACAAAGGCCACCCAAGAGCCGUCAAUCCACUGCCACUGGGCGGGACUGCACUACUGACUCCUCCCACUGCUGUCACCUGUGGCCCAUCAGAUCUGACUGUCCAUGUGCUGACGGCUUAUUAUGUCCUUAUCGGGACACUGACAAAGGACACAUCCCGGUUUGGACUCCACAGUUCCUCUCUGACCGCUCAUAUUGGAUUCAUCUCCUCCAAUAACUCUGUGUUUUAUUCCCCUCCGUCUGUGCGUUUGCGUGUCAGUCGUCCCGUCGGCUACUAAAGGAAGUGGCUUCCAAAGGGUUUCAAAUGAAAAGCUGAGACUCCGGUGGAAAGGUGACUAUUUAGAAUAUAUAGGCCUAGAUUUGAUGACAUGCUAAUUAAACUCGCUUUGUAAGAUUCAUGUGUUAAUUCAAUUGUUCUAAAUGUAAAUAAUGUAAUUUUUUUGAUGUUUUAUAAUAGUUUCCAAAGGCGCUCAGUUCUUUUGCCUUAAUGCACCAAUUAAUGUACAUAUCAGCAUUCAUAAUUACCAACCCAAAAAUUUCUUGCUGGGCUUUCCUUAGAGAGAUCUUACUCAAUUUAAUCAUCUGCAUCAUUGACUUUUUUUAUGGUGCAAAAUCUCAUAAAGAGCAUAGCUCUUUAUUUUUUAAUAUAACUCAAUUUUUCUAUUUCCUAAUUCCUUUAUCUGCUCUUUGCUGGUUUCGGGGGGUGCGUAAAGAUAUAUUUUCCGUUUCAUCAUGAAAUGGUACAUUACUAUAAGAACAAAAGAAAAUAUUUUGUAUUUCUUUUUGUAGAGUUUUUGAUUGUUUUUCAAGCUCAGGUAAUUAACUUGUUGUCAGCAUUUCCCCCAAGUUGUUGUUUUAUUCACCUGAACAGUGAGACAAAAUAUGCACUGUUUGUUGAUCUCUCACCAUGCCAGUUAUGUAAACCAUCUCCCUGUGAGCUCAUCAGACUGUGCCUGAUGAACACUCACUACCUCAGAUGGGAAAGUAUGGCAUCAAAAUGUUAGGACUACCUUAACACCCGCUGAAAAUCUUUAUAUUUUUGUUAUGACCUCCCGAAGGUCAACAUCCCAUUGUUGUGGUGAUGUAGCAGUUUACUCCUGAGGGGGGGGCACACACACACAUCUGAGAACACUAUCUGUGAUGUGGUGCAUUGGGCUCAGAGGUGAAAUGGAGGUGGUGUUAAGUUACUCUUUAAAGGCCAGCACGUGUAAGAAGACUUGUGUGUGUGAUUGCACAUUAAAAUGACCAGCCUCCUCACCUGUCGUUUAUUCACACUAUGUGGACGUGACGGCAGGGCAAGUGUUCACUGUUAUUGAGCUGUCGACAAGAAAUGACAGGAUUGAGAAAUUACAGGAGAUCUAUUGUACAAUAAAAGUAGGCAUGAUUAAAAAAGUCUUGUAUCGCAAUAUUAUUCAUGAAAUGAUUAAAGAACUUUUUUCUUUAAAGCA
Messenger RNA from Pseudoliparis swirei, 3166 nucleotides. It is a transcript of the gene mfsd1, whose product is annotated as major facilitator superfamily domain containing 1. Gene Ontology annotation, cellular component: lysosome. Gene Ontology annotation, biological process: transmembrane transport. Gene Ontology annotation, molecular function: transmembrane transporter activity. Lineage: Eukaryota; Metazoa; Chordata; Actinopteri; Perciformes; Liparidae. The transcript is spliced from 16 exons. The record is from RefSeq and is a predicted model, not a curated record. Bases 303 to 1703 code for a protein of 466 amino acids.